AAAACCUUCUUUUUGCUUCUUCAACUUCAACUCUUCUUUGCUAAUAAGUACUCCAUUGUUAAACUUUCAAAUACCUAAAUAACAGAAGAGUGAGCAGCUAUGGGUGGAGAUACUACAACCCUUGAUUCCCCUCUCAUCUAUUCCACUGAAGAAUCAUCUCUUGAUCGAAACUUCCCUAAAAAUUCACUAAGCUCGCGAACUUUUCUCAGUGGUGGUGAUCAUUUUGGCUCAAAAGUGGAGAAUGGAAAAGCUGGACUAGGUUUUAUGGAUUCUGAGAAAUUGGUUCGAGCUUCUUCAGUUUCCAUGGAUGAGGUCAAUCGAAAGCGGGAAAGGAAUGUGUAUAUGGAUGUUCUCAAGAGCUAUGAUGAACUGCAACUUCAUAAAGACCGUUUGAAGGAAGCCAAAAGUAAAAUCUCGAGUUACACCCCUGGAUCAUGGAUUGAGGAGGUGGGUGGCGUGAAAAAGAGCGAUUAUAAUAUACCAAAAAAGAUGACACUCUUGUUGAUUGGUCCAAAAGCAUCUGGAAAAAGCAGUCUUGUUAACAAGAUCUCGAUGGCGCUUGAGGAUGAUCCUUUUACACCACAAAGGGCUCCAAUAUCGUAUUCUUCUGUUGGAGAUGGGACAUACUUUCUCCAAGAAUACACGAUACCAAGAGGUUCAAGUUCUUUUUGUUUGUAUGACACACGUAGUUUGUCUGAUGAUUUGACUGAAAAUAAGAAAAUGGUGAAGCAAUGGAUGACAAAGGGUGUUCGUCAUGGGGAGCUAAUAAAGAGGGAUUCUGAUGACGCAUAUCUGAAAUCUAAAAUGAAGUCUAAAGACCAAAAUAGUUCAUGUGCCAUUGAGGCCAAGGUGGUUAAUUUUGUCAUAUUCGUUGUCAGUGCGGUCUCAAUUUUUGAAUUGAUGGACAGUGAUGAUGAAACAAAGAGGCAAAAAGCCCAAGCUGUUGCUACAAUUUUCAAUGACCCUCUCUUGUCAUUCAAAGAUGACAAGCCUGUUGUCGUGCUCACACAAGGUGAUUUACUUUCUCUUUCUGAUCGUACGCGAAUCCGCAUGUAUUUGGGACAUCUGCUGGGUAUUCAUCCGAAGAAACAAAUUUUUGACAUCCCAGAAAGCGAUGAUUCAGGAACUAAGUUGACGAUAGUUAACAUGCUUCGUUACUGCCUCGAGCACGCUGAUAAAAACUUACCUUUCAAAGGCCCAUUUGGCAGCAAGGAUGUCUUGAAGAUUCUUGGAUCAUUUCUACUGGGAUUUGUGGUUCUAUCAAUACUUGCGGGAAUAGUGAUCAACCCGAGAAAUUUGCUAUCACAUGUGAACAUAGAUUGUCAUGCAAGUGGGGUUGAUUCUGUUGGCCGCAUUCACGAUGAAUCCCCCCAAUCAGAUGUAAACAUAGAUUGGGGUGCAAUCCGACACUUAUGGUCUGACUAAGUUUACUGAUGAACUUGGAUGUAUGGAAAUGGAUGCAUUUAUCUAUAGCUGUUACGUUACGAGAAUGCAUAACUUUUUAAAUGUAUAAACAGGGUAAGUUGUUUUGCUGUCCUUGUAUAUAGGAACUUUCAGCAUCAAUUCUCUUACUUGGAGGGAUGACAAUCUUUAGGAAAUCUUCGUAAAGUUGAUCAUGACGAGUGUGAAGUUACUGUGCUGUUUUACCAUUGUUGCACAUGUGACUAUUCAGCGUUAAUUCUCAGUUAGAGAAGGGACAUUCGUUUUGGCA
Nicotiana attenuata is the source of this 1711-nucleotide messenger RNA. RefSeq lists its product as uncharacterized. The transcript is spliced from 9 exons. Lineage: Eukaryota; Viridiplantae; Streptophyta; Magnoliopsida; Solanales; Solanaceae. Bases 100 to 1425 code for a protein of 441 amino acids. The record is from RefSeq and is a predicted model, not a curated record.